AUGUCAAAUGACACUGUUGAAGUGAUACCGUCAUAUAAUGUUGAUGAUGAUGAUUCAGAUGAUGAAAUUCAAAUAUUAGAAUUUAGAAAAAUAACUCAAGAUUUAUUAGAUAAUCCACAACAACAAAAUUCAAAUGAAUCUACAAGUACUUCAAAUGAAACUCAAGCUCCAAAAGUUACUAAAAAAUUAUCAGAAAGUCAAUGUCCUAUAUGUUUUGAUGAUAUAGAUAAUGCAACUGUUACAUCAUGUGGUCAUAUUUUUUGUUUAAAUUGUAUUGAACAAAGUAUUAGUAGUUCUCAUGCAAGAGGUAAUUCAUCAAUACCAAGAGGUAAAGGAUUAUGUCCAUUAUGUAGAAAAAUGGUAUCAUUUAAAGAAACUAUAGUACUAAAAUUAAGAAAAGGAGAAACCAAGUUCACAGAUUUUAAAAAUUAA
Messenger RNA from Lodderomyces jiufengensis, 432 nucleotides. RefSeq names its product SUMO-targeted ubiquitin ligase complex subunit. Bases 1 to 432 code for a protein of 143 amino acids. The transcript has a single exon. The record is from RefSeq and is a predicted model, not a curated record. Gene Ontology annotation, molecular function: metal ion binding. NCBI's taxonomy places the organism in Eukaryota, Fungi, Ascomycota, Pichiomycetes, Serinales, Debaryomycetaceae.